Lobosporangium transversale is the source of this 1290-nucleotide messenger RNA. RefSeq lists its product as hypothetical. Gene Ontology annotation, biological process: positive regulation of translation. Gene Ontology annotation, molecular function: RNA binding. The record is from RefSeq and is a predicted model, not a curated record. NCBI's taxonomy places the organism in Eukaryota, Fungi, Mortierellomycota, Mortierellomycetes, Mortierellales, Mortierellaceae. Bases 1 to 1290 code for a protein of 429 amino acids. Gene Ontology annotation, cellular component: cytoplasmic stress granule; cytosol. The transcript is spliced from 4 exons.
AUGAACAGCGAGCGCUGGGUUCCCAUUUCGAUAAUUGCGGGAUUUAAGAAAGUCAAGGCCAUAACAGGAGAUAUACAGGAAGUCGUCAGUGCUCUGCGACGAUCUCAUGCAGUUGUGGUCGAUGAUUCGGGCACCAUGGUCAAGCCUGUCGCUUUUGAAAAGCCAAGGACCACAAUCAUAUUACGAGACCUUCCAUUAGAAACGGAAUCUGAGGAAAUCGCAUCGUUGUUCGCUGAAGCCCAUUGCCCUGCAAAGUCUAUCAGGAGAGAAACCGUUGGAAACAUGUGGUUCGUUGAGUUUUCAACUGCAGCGGAUGCGCUAGCUAUGCUCAAUUACACUAGAGGGAAACGUCUUCGCGAUGUGCCUAUUGCUGCCAGACUCAAGUCAAACACUUUGCUCAGUGGUGGAGAGUAUGAGCUGAUUCCCUUUUCCUUUGAUGUCCCUGAUGUGCCAGUAUGGAUGCCAACUCCAGCCAUUGUUAUACCGCUUCAGGACCCCAAUGUGGCUCAGUGGAGUGUUGAGCAACAGAUGCAGCAGCAUAAUCAGGCCCACGACGAUCCUGGGCAGUGUCAAGGAAGAAACGGUGAGUUUGAUCCCUGUGUUACUCAUGCACAUGGAGGAGACGUCCACAAUAUGGCGUACUUCACGGAUGUAAAAGACGACCCAAAGCCCCCUGGUGAUAGAUCGGGGGAAUGGUCACCUAUGUAUAACAGACGGCCUAAUUAUCAUGGAUAUCACCGCCGACGUUCUUGGCAACAAUCAUGCAACCGUAGUUCCCAAAACUCUCAACAGCAUGAGCGCCCAGAUCACUAUGUGAAUCGAAGGCUAGAGCAUCAUGAUGCGCCCAAUGGUACCCAUGGGCCUCGUAAUCAACUUAAGAACCAGGUUGAGCCAGAAGGAAGGCAGAGUCAAUUGCCUCCCAAGUCGAGCAACAUUUCUACACCUCCUAAAGAUUCAAAACUCAAAGCAGACGAUCAGUUAAACCUUUCAAUGAUGGGUUCGAAGAAGAAAAGGUCAAAGAAUAAACCUUCGAAAAACCGUCGACGACACGAUGAGGAGCCUAAAGAGCUUUUAGAGCCUACUGAGGAUCAACUGUUUACUAAUGAGGAUAACGCACGUUUCCUCGAUACUUUCCCACCCCACAAGUUGGAAAAGUCGCCGAAACGCUCCAUAAUGGAGCCAAGAGAUGCUGAUGGCUAUGGCUCGAGGAGCAACGGAUGCCAGGACGAUCGUUCAGAGCAAUCGCAGCUGAGAAUGAUUUGGAAGUACAUCGAGUCUAGAAACGAAUAG